This is a messenger RNA of Alosa alosa (allis shad), 3437 nucleotides long. RefSeq names its product transmembrane protein 42. NCBI's taxonomy places the organism in Eukaryota, Metazoa, Chordata, Actinopteri, Clupeiformes, Clupeidae. The transcript has 3 exons. The record is from RefSeq and is a predicted model, not a curated record. Bases 84 to 551 code for a protein of 155 amino acids.
UCCCUGCACACGCAGCCUGAAACAGCAAUAGAGAUGUUAGAGAUGUGAGAGAUGGGAAAAAAAUAUGUGCUUCGGCGGUCAGCAUGUUUCCAGGGGUUUUCUAUGCACUGCUGGCGGGUUUCUUGGGAGCCGUAGCCUCCUCGUCUGCGAAACUGUCCCUCGGAACCGAUUACCUUAAAGGUGUUUGUGAGACAGGGCUGAGGACAUGGGGCGAACAGCGUAAAUUUCGACAGGAGAACGAAACUACCGCCUGUGACUGGCUGCACAUUCCCUUGAGGUUGCUGUGUGGGGGGCUGCUGUUUACCUGUAAUGCUGUGAUGUGGACGUUCCUGGCCAAAGCGCUCAGAUACUCCUCCUCCUCCACUCGAACCACUGUGACCACCACGGCCUCCAACUUCGUCUCCUCAGCAUUCCUGGGGCAGCUCAUCUUCGGAGAGACCCACAUUGCUCUGUGGUGGGUGGGGAUCUCCCUCACCCUCUCGGGCCUUCUGGUGCUUCACCGAGCUGCUCCCCACAACCCCGGGCUCACAGACGCCAAGAAGGAUGAAUAGAAAAAUGGAGGGUAGCCUCCAUCUCGGCACCGGUGACCGAGAACAGCCCCACACAACAGCUGCCUUUGGAGCGGAUCGGGAUGAGAUCCGCACCCCAUUUGGUCCAGAUGCACCUGUGGGUUAGGCCAGUAUUACUAUCAAACACAUCUCUCUCUCUCUCUCUCUCACACACACACACACUCACACACACACACACAGAAAAGACACCACAUCCACUGGUCCACUGGUGGGAAUAUUUGAGUGAGAAUAGAAAAUGGUGGCCAGCGUCAUCUCACCAGCACCAGUGAUUGACCACUCCCACACACAGCAACAGAGUUUAAGUCUCAUCAGGGUCACAGGGAGGCUACAUCAGGCACGGAUCUGAAGCGUUUCAUUCGUGUUGCGUCUGCUGCAACUAUUAGCUUCCACUAUCAUCAGUACAACUGGCUACAUCAGAUGUGAUAGUGGCACGUACGUUCAAAAAAAUUAGACCAAUCUUCUAAAAACUAUUAGAACUCUUAAACUAUUUUUAUGCUACACGAACAGAGCGCUUCAGUUUGCACACCUGGUGUAGUUUUCUUGUGAGCCACAUCAGGGUCAGAUACAGCCAAGAUUUAGCUGGGACUGACCACACUUACUCUAUCUACAGUAAAUUUAACUACAUGGCAUCCAUACUUCAGUGGUCUUAAUAUUUUUGUUGGACGUCAGGUUCAGCAAAAUCAUACAAUCUGAAAUGUUACUGUGAAAGUAUUUUACCUCUGUUAUAGUUUUUUUAACAUCCAAUAUAUCCAGCUCUCAGCAUGUGUCUGCUCACCAUUGAAGUGCCCUGUGGAAACGUGUAAAAUGUGUUGCUAUUGGGCAGAUGGGCUCUGUAUAGAUUUUACACUGACACAGCAUCUGUGUAUGGCGUGAGCAGGCGGUUUAUAUCUCUGCAUAUCUGAUGCAGUGCUGACAAGUGAUCACUGUCUCUGCAUGGCAUAGUACUCACAGGUACUUCACACACAGAUGGUGCACACAUACAGCGGAUAUUCCAAACACAGAUACUCCACAUACUGAUACUCCACACCACGCAGAAAUUCUCCACAUAUAGGUACCUGACGCAGAAAAAGUCCUGUGGAGUAAGCCUUGGUGAGACCUCCUGAAACUGUUUUAUUUAGCAGAUUAUGUGAAGAGUUUCGUUUACGUCUUAUUUUAUAUUAUGUGUUAGAGGGACGGUUUGUAAACUGUAUUGUAAACGGCUAAAGAGUGUUGUUAGACUAAGUUCCUAAUCAAGGCUUGAGUCCCAACCACACAGUUGAGUUUUUCUAUCAUACCAAAGACUACAGCGCCUCAUGAGGAGAUCUAUAUAACCCAGACGGCAUUAAUCAUGAGAUGAGAUUUCGUGGUCUGAUUAGGCUAGUUUAGAGACAGACCUCUUAAUGGGGAAGCUUCAUCACUUGCGUACAUCCAUUUAGUCUAUUCUAACACAAUCAUCCCAACAGAGACAUUACUGUUUUUUUUUUUUUUAAACAAGUAGGCUAAUUACUCUGUCCACUGUGUCCAGCUUGACUUCUAAUGGAUCAGACCAAAACGUAGCACAAGUGCGCGUGCACAUACUCACAUAUAUAGACAGCCAGUUUUUAGCAUUGUGACGGGCGGAGGUGGCUUGCACAGUGCGGUCGCUUUCAGAACGCACCCUUGAACUCUCUGAGCGACAGCCGAAAUAGCAUCAUAUCUCAUGCAUGCGGGUUAUCUACUGUGUACUUCCAAUUAUCCCAUAUCACUGUGACGUACACAAGAAGGAUUGGGGUGACGUGCAAUAAUGUUGGUGAUUGUUUUGACAGUUCGAUAAUCUCGAUACUGACAGCUUCUACUGUUAUUGGUAAUCAACCAAUGGCAGUUGCUCUUUUGGUUUUGAUGUGUAACUUAAUAUGCAUGCAACGAAAAGGUGUUAGACAAAUGAAAUGUACAUUCCUUCUGUAGCUAAGUACUAAGACCCAGCAUUCAGUACACUUCCUCGAUCCAGCGUUCUUCCUACAUAUUUUUUGCUGCAUUUUACAAGGUCAGGGUAGUACAUUUUGGACCAGCAGUAAAAUGGAAGUUUUUUAACAAACUUGGAUGGACUUGGCACAGUGUCCUAAACUCAUAUACCGGUAAGCAGUUAUGUCCCAGUCCACUUCAGCUGUAGAUUUUUAAAAAUGUGUACACGACAGAAGGAAUACACAGUUCCCUGAAAAUGUGAAUACCUGUUUUAGAGAGAAGGUUGUUUGGACUUUCUUUUUACACAGUAUGUAGAAACCACCUUCUUUGUGUGCAUUUUGAUUUCUUUAGAGUAGGCAACUGUAAUUGGAACACUGUGUUAAUGUAAAUGUUUUACCGUCAUAGAUUGGAUUCCAUAAAACCAAAUUCCUUGUAUUUAUGAACAUACUUGGCAAAUUCAGUCCGAUCCUGUUUCUGAUUCUGAUCAUCAAAAGGCACUGAGGACUGAGACAUUCAGUGGAGAAAGGGCCGUUCACACCAAGAACGUUAAACGGCAAAAAAGUAUCGUCCUAGCUAAUAUGAUUGACAAUGUCCACACAUAAACUAUAACGAUAACGAUAAGAUUUCCUUAUCGUUGGUCAGUGUGGAUGCUUUUAUUAUUAGUUAUACACUCUUAAAAUUAAUGUGUUGUCCCUAUCUGGACACAAAGAUGUGUUAAGAAACAACACAAGUUGUGUUGUUUUCAACAUAUUCAUUUAGUUGUCUUUAUAGUUCGUUCCUGGUGUGAAGGGGCCUUUCUUCUGACCACUGUACACUGUACAUAGAUGCCUUUAUUUUAUAAUUCUGAAUAUUUGCAUUUUUAUUUGAAGGAAUAUUCAUCAGAAACUGUGUAAACACUCAUAUAUUCUUGAAUAAUAAUGUGAUUGAAUAAACCUUCCAAACAGCAAA